UUAGUUCCCAAAAUUACAUACGAAAAUAAUAAAAAAUCUCUUUAGAUUAUAUUUUUUACUUUUUUUAAUGACAACAAAAAAUACCAAAUCUACCAACAAUGGCUUUUAGGUGAUCUUCACCCUCAACACUCCAAAAGAUUUUAUUGAGUAAUCAUCAUGCAAGUGCUUCCUUUUAGUGGUGUAAAUUACGGCGGAGAGUCUAAUAGCCCUAAUCAGGGUUCUGAAAACCCUUUUGUGUAUGAUGGAGCGUCCAAUGGUGUCACACAUGUCGAUAAUACCAAAGUAGAUAAUGCAGAAACAUCUGAUGAUGAACACUUUGGUGAACUUGAUGAAGGUCAUUAUAAUAAUAAUGAGCCAUGCCAUGAACUUGAUGUUGAUGAUUCUAACACUCGUGAUUCCGGAGUAGAUAGUUUAGAUGGUGAUACAGUUGGAAGGGAGUUUCCAGGUGGCAAUCAUGAGUGUGAGUCUUCUCGGUCUGAAGCGAAAUGGCUAGAAGAAGACCAACCCAUGGCAGUUUGGGUCAAGUGGAGGGGAAAGUGGCAAGCAGGAAUAAGAUGUGCUAGGUCUGACUGGCCAUUAUCGACUGUGAGAGCAAAGCCUACUCAUGGCAGAAAACAAUAUCUUGUAAUAUUUUUUCCCCGAAAAAGAAAUUAUUCAUGGGCAGAUGUGCUACUUCUUCGCCCAAUCAAUGAAUUUCCCGAACCUAUUGCAUAUAGAUCACAUAAAGUUGGUGUGAAGGUGGUCAAAGAUUUGACUCUUGCACGCCGGUUUGUUAUGCAAAAGAUUGCUGUUAGCAUGAUAAAUACCAUUGAACAGUUGAACAGUGAGGCUCUGACUGAGACUGCUCGUAGCGUGGCAGUGUGGAAGGAUUUCGCGUUAGAAGCUUCUAGAUGUAAAGAUUAUUUUGAUCUUGGGAAUAUGCUUCUUAAACUUGAAAAUAUGAUAUUGCAGCGUUUUAUAGAUUCUAGCUGGCUGGAACAUUCUUUAGCAACAUGGGUACAACAAUGUAAGAGUGCUCAUAGUGCCGAAUCUAUUGAAAUACUGAAGGAGGAGUUAAGUGAUGCUAUUAAUUGGAAUGAAGUGCACACCCUUCCAACUUCAUCAGUACAGCCUGAAGUCAGUUCUGAGUGGAAAACCAUGAAACCUGAGGUUAUGAAAUGGUUUUCAAUGUCGAAUCCUUCAUUCAGCAAUGGAGACAUAGAACAACAAAGCGAUGAAGUUUUUCCAAACAUGGGUCUUCAAGUCAGCAGAAAAAGGCCUAAGCUUGAAAUUCGUCGGGCCGAGGUGCAUCCUCUACCGUUGGAAACCAAGCCUGUUGAGAUUGACUCCACAUUUUUUGAUGGGACUGUUAGGGCUCCUACCAGUGAACUUUCUUUAUUGGGAACAACUGAAACUAUAGAUGGAUGGGGCGAGAUUGUAGUUGAAUCUGAAAAUAAUCAAGAGAUCCGUUUUAAAGAUUUAGAUAUGAUCCCAGUAAAUAAGAAUAAACAGUGUACGGCUUUCAUUGAAGCUAAAGGAAGAAGGUGUGUUCGAUGGGCAAAUGAUGGUGAUGUUUACUGCUGUGUACAUUUAGCGUCUCGAUUUUCCACUAAUUUAGUGAAGGCAGAUGUCAUCCUGCCUCCAACUGAUGCACAUAUGUGUGAUGGUACUACCGUUCUUGGUACUAAAUGCAAACAUCGGGCUCUACCCGGUUCUUCUUCCUGUAAAAAACACAGAUCCAACAAGGAUAUAGGGAUAUUUUCACUUUCUCCGCCUGAGAACAAACUUAAGAGAAAGAUAGAAUUUGAAUCACGAGAGCCUCCGGAGGCUAAUAAUUGCAAAGAGAUUGUGUUAUCAGGUCAUUUUGAUACUCCCGAGAUCGAGUACAAUGGGGCUGAACCUGUGCGUUGUAUAGGUGAAAAUGUUGGUUGCCAUGAAACUCCGACGAAGCAUGCUUUGUAUUGUGAGAGACACUUGCCAAACUGGCUAAAACGGGCUAGGAAUGGAAAGAGUAGGAUUGUUUCAAAAGAAGUGUAUGUAGAUCUUCUUAAAAGUUGUCAAUCAUACGAGCAAAAGUUACAUCUACAUCAAGCAUGUGAGCUCUUCUACAAGUUUUUUAAAAGUGUUCUUUCUUUAAGAAGCCCGGUUCCUAAAGAAAUCCAGCUCCAAUGGGUAAUUUCUGAAGCUUCAAAAGACAUAAAAACCCGACAUUUUUUGAUGCAGUUGGUGUGCAGUGAAAAAGAAAGAAUAACUAGGCUUUGGGGGUUUAACAGUGAUAGCAUUGCACAAAAUGAAGAAUUAGUCAAUCUUGUGACGAAUAACAAUAACAAUGACGAAAGUAUUAUUAUCAAGUGCAACAUCUGCUUGGUGGAGUUUAUUGAUGACCAAAUGCUUGCUAGACACUGGAUCGAUAAUCAUAAAAGGGAAGCACAAUCAGUGUUCAAACGCUACAUUUGUGCCAUGUGUUUUGAUUCUUUUACAGAAAAUAACCUUCUAGAAGCACAUGUUCAGGAAAGACACCAAGUUGAGUUUGUAGAGCAGUGUAUGCUUUACCAAUGUAUUCCUUGUGGUAAUCGUUUCGGGAAUCCUGACCAACUAUGGUCACAUGUGGUCUCCCAUCAUCCCUCCAAUUUCAAGCAACUGCAGAGCAUCACUCAUGGCGAUGAUUCGGUUCGAGUAGACAAUGUGAAUAAUACUGAUAAUCAAGGUGGAUUGCAAAGGUUCAUUUGUCGGUUUUGUGGGCUGAGAUUUGACUUGUUACCUGAUCUUGGUCGACACCAUCAAGCAGCUCACAUGGGUUCCAAUCCUAGUGGUCCACGUAAGAGGGGUUCAGGUUUGACUUUCUAUGCUAACAAAUUAAAACCUGGUAGAAGAUUCAAAAAGGGCACUUUUAAAUUGCUAAACACAAGUGAUGGACUUAUAAAGAAACACAUGCAAGAACCAUUUGGACAAGUUGUAGAAGGGGAAUUUCAGUCAUCUGAAGCAAUCAGUCUCGGUAGAUUAGCCGAGUCUGAAUGUUCUGAUGUUGCAAAGUUACUGUAUUCGAAAGUUACCAAAACCAAACCGCAUCCAGGUAACCUCGAGCUUCUGUCAAUAGCUCACACUGCAUGCUGCCGGACUAACUUCCACGCAUCACUGGAGAAGAAAUAUGGAAUGUUGCCUGAACGUUUGUACCUCAAAGCAGCAAAGCUUUGCAGUGAACGUAGUAUUGUAAUUGAGUGGCAUCAAGAGGGGUAUACUUGUCCUAAAGGAUGUAAAUCAGUCAAAGAUGAUUUAAAUCAUUUGCCUCCUUUGAAGGCUCUUCCAGAAUGUUCUGUGGGGCCCGUUACUGAAACACAUCCACCAUCGGAGUGGCCUAUGGAUGAGUGUCAUUAUAUCAUUAAUUUUAACAAUUCUCGACAAGAAGCUUCUGAGAGAGGUAUUGUUUUGUGCGAUGACAUCAGCUUUGGAAAGGAGUCAGUACCAAUUGCUUGUGUAGUGGAUGAACAUCUUUUAGGGUCAAUUCACAGUGAUGAUGGUCCGAGUAAUGUAUGUUUUUUGCCUUGGGAAAGCUUUACCUAUGUCACAAAGUCGUUACUUGAUCAGUCUCUUGACAUUGGAUCACAGAGUUUACAGUUAGGUUGUGGGUGUGCACAUUCGACGUGCUCUCCGAAGGCAUGUGAUCAUGUAUAUCUUUUUGAUAAUGAUUAUGAAGAUGCAAAGGAUAUAUAUGGUAAAUCCAUGAAAGGAAGGUUCCCUUACGAUGACAAAGGCCGGAUCAUCCUUGAGGAGGGGUACCUGGUAUAUGAAUGCAAUAGCAGCUGCAGCUGCAAUAAAUACUGCCAGAAUAGGGUUUUACAAAAUGGGGUUAGGGUGAAGUUGGAGAUCUUUAAAACAGAGGACAAGGGUUGGGCGGUGAGAGCUGGGGAACCAAUCUAUCGAGGCACAUUUGUUUCCGAGUAUAUCGGUGAGGUUGUAGACGAGCAUGAAGCAAAUAAAAGGCGCCAUAGGCAUGGUAUACAAGGUUGCAGUUUUAUUUAUGAGAUUGAUGCUCGUGUUAACGAUAUGGUCCGACUAAUUGAGGGAGAAGCUACGUACGCUAUUGAUGCGACCAAGUAUGGGAAUGUAUCACGUUACAUAAAUCACAGCUGCUCUCCCAAUCUUGAGAAUCAUCAAGUUCUUAUUGAAAGUUUAGAUUCCCAGACGUCGCACAUUGGUCUCUAUGCUAGUCGAGAUAUUGCAUUAGGUGAAGAAUUGAGCUUUGAUUACAUGUAUAAGGUGGCAGAUGGCGAAGGGUGCCAAUGCAGAUGUGGUGCCGUGAAUUGCAGGGGUUGGGUGAAGAGGCAGUGAUAUCAAUGCACAAGAUGUCUUUCAUGAAUCAAAUCCUGGACGUGAAUAAUCUCUCAGAUGUAGUUUUUUUUUCUUUUAGUGAAAUGUAGUUUUCGUAGAAUUUUACAUGUUUUGUCUUCAAGUUUGCUAGGAACAAGAAUUAGCUUUAGCUUUAAUAAAACCAUUGCCUAUUUUUAGUGGGUUAUUAAAUUAUUAUA
Erigeron canadensis is the source of this 4505-nucleotide messenger RNA. Its product is annotated as histone-lysine N-methyltransferase SUVR5. The transcript has 12 exons. Gene Ontology annotation, cellular component: nucleus. The coding region runs from base 157 to 4308 and encodes 1383 amino acids. The record is from RefSeq and is a predicted model, not a curated record. Gene Ontology annotation, molecular function: histone methyltransferase activity; zinc ion binding; protein binding. NCBI's taxonomy places the organism in Eukaryota, Viridiplantae, Streptophyta, Magnoliopsida, Asterales, Asteraceae.